CUUUAACAUAUAACAAAAGCAAUUACAAAAUCCUUGACUUUAAGUACUCCAAUCCAUGAGUACACGAACUGGCAACAGUGGGGAUCACUGUUUUGAUUGCAUUGCUUUGAUGUAGUGCUCGGUUCGGUUUUAGGCUUCACUUCUUCGAAUAAGGUGUCUGAUGUCAACCUCUGUUUGAUUUGGUGCGUCAGUUGUGGCGGUCGAUGUCGACAAUGAGUAUAUCAAGCGAUGAAGUUAACUUCCUUGUGUACCGGUACCUGCAGGAGUCUGGUUUCCAGCACUCGGCUUACACAUUUGGCAUUGAAUCCCACAUAGCCCAGUCCAACAUCAAUGGCGGUAUCGUCCCUCCAGCAGCCCUUCUCGCUAUUAUCCAGAAGGGCGUAAAAUACACAGAAGCAGAGAUCAUGCUCGGAGAGGAUGGAGUUGAUCAACGGUCGAUGGAAAGCUUAUCUUUAAUUGAUGCUGUGAUGCCUGACAUAGUGGCCACAAGACAACAAGCCCUUCAGCAACAAACACAGCAAGCUGGAACUGUGUCAAAGGGUCCAGCUGGGCUUAUUAAACAAGAACAAGAACCCAACGGUGCCGAAAAUUCAACGACAUCUGGCAGUAAUUUGCCGUCAGGCAAUAACUAUGCAUCAAAUAUGCCUGGGGGUGCAGCUACUGAAUCAAUGGACGUGGACAGCAGUAUUGAGAUUCCAUCCAGCAAGGCUACCGUAUUACGAGGCCACGAGUCGGAAGUUUUCAUAUGUGCAUGGAACCCCACUCAAGACCUUCUGGCAUCAGGGUCGGGUGACAGCACUGCUCGCAUUUGGGACAUGAAUUCUGGCACUCAGAUUCCAAAACAAUUGGUUCUCCGACACUGCAUACAGAAAGGAGGCACUGAGGUUCCAAGUAACAAAGAUGUGACCUCUCUAGAUUGGAAUUGCGAUGGAAAAUUCCUUGCCACUGGCUCUUACGAUGGCUAUGCAAGAAUCUGGACUACUGAAGGUGGACUUGCGAGUACUCUAGGCCAACACAAAGGUCCGAUUUUUGCCCUGAAGUGGAACAAAGAGGGCAACUACAUACUCAGUGCAGGCGUGGAUAAAACUACCAUUAUUUGGGACGCAAAAACCGGCCAGUGCACCCAGCAGUUCUCUUUCCACUUGGCUCCUGCAUUGGACGUUGAUUGGCGAAACAACACCAGCUUUGCUUCCUGCAGCACUGACCAGUGCAUUCAUGUUUGCGAGCUGCACCACGAUAAGCCCACCAAAUCAUUCCAAGGGCACACCAAUGAGGUUAAUGCUAUCAAGUGGGAUCCGACAGGGUCCCUUUUGGCCUCAUGCUCAGAUGACAUGACGCUAAAGAUUUGGUCUAUGAAACAUGAUAACUGUGUGCAUGACCUGCAAGCUCACAAUAAGGAGAUAUAUACGAUCAAAUGGAGCCCAACUGGCAAAGGGACAGCAAAUCCGAUUUUGGCAAGUGCUUCUUUUGACUCGACUGUUCGACUGUGGGACGUGGAUAGAGGCGCGUGUAUCCACACCCUGACAAAGCACACGGAGCCUGUUUACAGUGUUGCAUUUUCCCCUGAUGGCAAAUAUCUGGCUUCUGGCAGCUUUGAUAAAUGCGUUCACAUUUGGUCAACCGAGAAUGGAAACCUGGUGCAUAGCUACAAAGGCACAGGAGGUAUUUUCGAAGUUUGCUGGAACUCUAGAGGAACUAAAGUUGGCGCGAGUGCAUCUGAUGGAAGUGUGUUCGUUCUGGAUGUGCGUAAUCUGCGUGCCCCUUAAGAGAAUCGUCCACGUGGGCUGGGUUUUAAGGCUUUUUACAUUUACAAUGGUAUAAUUUUACACUGGCAAGUCUCCUAUAAAUUUUUCGACAAGGACGCGUCGUCCAUGAAGUUUGAGUUAACGUGAGCUGCAUUCAUCUUCACAAGUGACAUGGGAACAGAUUUUCCAGAGACAAAGUUACUGUGAAUUGGUGGUUCCUGGAAGAAGAUUUGUCAGACAUUAGAGAUACCUUUCGAGUCGGAGACGCGCCCCACACUCGGCUAUCAAGCUUAAUUUUUACCGAAUUAACUAAGUGCAAACUUCUCAUCAUUGCAUUAAAAUCUCAUAAAAAAUAUUGCUUUGUUUCUCCUGUUCCCUGCUCUGACCAAUUUUGGGAUAAAUUGGAAUAAAAAGCCUGAAUAUCAAGUUUAA
This is a messenger RNA of Cloeon dipterum, 2177 nucleotides long. It is a transcript of the gene ebi, whose product is annotated as ebi. The record is from RefSeq and is a predicted model, not a curated record. The transcript has 11 exons. Gene Ontology annotation, cellular component: histone deacetylase complex. Gene Ontology annotation, molecular function: transcription corepressor activity; protein binding. Gene Ontology annotation, biological process: regulation of transcription by RNA polymerase II. The coding region runs from base 204 to 1766 and encodes 520 amino acids. Lineage: Eukaryota; Metazoa; Arthropoda; Insecta; Ephemeroptera; Baetidae.